GCCCCUUUCUGACUCGAUAUCAACAGAUGAGCCAGCUCGCGCUCGUCAGACGCACUCCUUCAUCUGUCCUGAGAGAGUUUGAGUCUGAGGAUCAUCUUCAUCAUGUCUUCUAACUCAAACCUCACGAGCAUGAGGCGGACUGUGGAGCAGCUCAAACUCGAGGCCAGCGUGGAGAGGAUCAAAGUUUCUCAAGCCGCUGUGGAUCUCCAGCAGUACUGCCUCCAGAACGCCAGUAAAGAUGCUCUGCUGGUCGGCGUCCCGGCCGGGAGCAACCCCUUCAGAGAGCCCCGCUCCUGCUCCCUGCUCUAGAGACGAGAUCCUCAGAAGUCGGUUUCAGAGGAACGGGGGGAGCAGAGGAAGUGCUGCUAAAAGCCCCUGUGUUUUCUGCAUCGGUUUCUUUAAAAGCGUGGCUGAAGGAACGUCUAAGUCGGCGUGAGUCACGCUUCAGGAACACGUCUGCUCGACUUCUGCUCUUGACCAGCGCGUGGUUUGAUGCUAAACUUAGCUCGGCGCGAUGUGUGGCGAAACACGUCUGGCUUCUCGAUCCCCGAACGCUCUGAACCGUGACAGUUUUGUCAUCUCUUUUGCAUAAUGAAAAAGGACAGGCAAAAAUGAAACGAAAGGCCAGUGCAAAAAUGUUUUUUCCGUCGCGCUUUGAAGUUUAGCAUCAUCUUUUGUGCUCCACAGUACGGCUUUGCACAGAUCGAUUUAAAUACUAAAUGUUUUUAAUGUUUUAUUUUCCUGUUUUUUUUUUU
This is a messenger RNA of Puntigrus tetrazona (Sumatra barb), 755 nucleotides long. It is a transcript of the gene gng10, whose product is annotated as guanine nucleotide binding protein (G protein), gamma 10. The transcript has 3 exons. Bases 103 to 309 code for a protein of 68 amino acids. Gene Ontology annotation, cellular component: heterotrimeric G-protein complex. Lineage: Eukaryota; Metazoa; Chordata; Actinopteri; Cypriniformes; Cyprinidae. Gene Ontology annotation, biological process: G protein-coupled receptor signaling pathway. The record is from RefSeq and is a predicted model, not a curated record. Gene Ontology annotation, molecular function: G-protein beta-subunit binding.